Molecule: messenger RNA, 7138 nt
Organism: Phascolarctos cinereus (koala)
Lineage: Eukaryota; Metazoa; Chordata; Mammalia; Diprotodontia; Phascolarctidae
Product: rho GTPase-activating protein 21-like
Biological process (GO): Golgi localization; signal transduction
Molecular function (GO): protein binding
Source: RefSeq, a predicted model, not a curated record
CCCCGGGAAACAAUCCGCGCGGCGGAGGAGAAAGCCACUCCUGUCACUUGGUGCGAGCGGGGCGCCCGAGCGGGCCCCCCGGCCCAGCCCGCCCAGGGACCCCGGAGCCCGGCGGCAGUGGCCGCCCCGCCCCCCACGAGACCCGGCCGGGGCAGGUCGUGGCAGUGUCGGGGAGGGGUCGGGGGCGGCUGCUCUGCAGAGAGAAGGCGGCACGAGCCGGCGUCCGCUAUUUUCCAACCAACAGAAAUGGAGGAAGACCCAGAAUUCGUUUGAAGUCCAAAGUGAUUAUCUUGGCGUUUUGAAGGUGUUUUUUGUUUAUUUUUAAAAUAUAACAGUCCUGGUUGUCUUUCAUUCUCUCUCCCCUCGCUGGGGCUGGAUUGGAAUUGCAUCGCUGUGGGUGUGUGCCUGUGGGUUUUCCUCCAAUGUGGACUUCAGAGGAUUUGUCCCUCCUUUGUAAUUUGAAAUGAAAUAAUGGCGACACGUUGGACUGGUCUACCUGAGGGAGAUGGAGACGGCAAUCAACCUUGUGGAACACCUAUCGAGGAGGUAACAAAAAAUAAAGAUGGAAAAGAGCAAAGUGAAGCAGUAUCACCAUCUGAAGAUGAAACGUUUUCUUGGCCGGGUCCGAAAACGGUUAUGUUAAAGAGAACAUCUCAUGGCUUUGGUUUUACAUUAAGGCAUUUUAUUGUUUAUCCCCCAGAGUCUGCUAUUCAUUUUUCCUGUAAGGAUGAAGAGAAUGGAAACAGAGGAGGAAAGCAAAGAAACCGACUGGAGCCUAUGGACACCAUAUUUGUUAAGCAAGUUAAAGAAGGAGGACCUGCUUUUGAAGCUGGAUUAUGCACAGGUGAUCGUAUUAUAAAAGUCAAUGGAGAAAGUGUUAUUGGAAAGACCUAUUCCCAAGUAAUUGCUUUAAUUCAGAACAGUGAUACCACAUUGGAACUUAGUGUUAUGCCAAAAGAUGAAGAUAUCCUUCAAGUGCUACAGUUUACAAAGGAUGUCACAGCACUGGCAUAUUCUCAAGAUGCCUACUUGAAAGGCAAUGAAGCUUACAGUGGCAAUGCCCACAAUAUUCCUGAGCCCCCGCCCAUUUGCUAUCCCUGGCUAUCACCCUCCACUUCAGGAAAGGCACAGCCCAUGGAAGUAGCUCCUCCUGACUCUUCGCUGAGCAAACAGCCAGUCAGUACUCCAGGACUGACCCAAACUAGCAGGGCCUACAGAAUGGAAGUACAAGUGCCUCCCUCACCACCAGAUGUUGCAAAGUCCAAUACAGCAGUGUGUGUUUGCAAUGAAACAGUAAGGACUGUCAUCGUGCCUUCUGAGAAGGCUGUAGACUUGUCAUCUGGUAGAAAUAACCUUACAGGUCCGUCACAUAGAACUGAAGAAGUCAGGUAUGGCAUCAGUGAACAGACCUCUUUAAAAGCAGUGUCAAGGACUCUAUCACCAUCAUCUUCAGUUCCCACCACCCAUUUAAUUCAUCAGACUCCAGUGUCAAGAUCAGUAGAUCCUUCUGGAGUUUCUGUUAAAUCUCUUAACUAUGGUGGACAUCUGGAAGGAAUCUCAAGCAGUAGGCCUCAAGCAGUGGAUACUCCCUCAGUUUCUACUAAUCAUUAUUCUCCAAAUUCUCAUCAGCAUAUAGACUGGAAAAACUAUAAAACCUACAAAGAGUAUAUAGAUAACAGACGAUUACACAUGGGGUGUAGGACAAUUCAGGAAAGAUUAGAUAGUUUAAGAGCAGCUUCUCAGAGCACAACAGAUUAUAGCCAAGUGGUAUCAAACCGCACCACCUGCCAGGCACGCCGGAGGAGCACUUCUCAUGACAGAGCACCUCAACCAGUUCAGAUCCGGCAGCGUAGCGUAUCCCAGGAAAGACUAGAGGACCCUGUGCUGAUGAAGUAUUGGCCAAGAAGUGCUUCUCAAGGGGCACUCACUUCCCCAUCUGUUAGUUUUAGGAGCCACAGAACGCGUUCAUGGGAUUAUCUCGGUGGGCAAGGUGACACAUCAGAAAAGGUGAAUUCAGAGAACCUUGUAUCUGAUUUGAAUGGAGAUAGAAAACAGACUUAUAAAUGGACUGGAUUUACAGAGCAGGACGAUCGACGAGGUAUCUAUGAAAGAUCUAGGCAACAAGACUUUCAUAAAUCUUUUCGAAAUUCAAAUUUUACUGUGGCUCCUAGCGUUUUAAGUUCAGAUAGCAGACGAGUGAGUGGUAAAGGAGUGGGACCUGGGUCUCAAUUUCAGAAAGUUUCACCAGAUUUAAAAACAUUGCAGUCAAAUAGGAGUUUUCAAAACACUUAUGGAACAUCAUUGCCUCGAGGCAUUUCACAAGACAGGUCACCUCUGGUAAAAGUCAGAAGUAACUCUUUGAAAUCUCCUUCUACAUAUGUGGCAAAACCCUCAUUCAACCAGAACUCAUUUGUUGCUAUCAAAGACCAAAGACCAGUAAAUCAUUUACAUUCAAGCAGUCUACUAAAUCAGCAAUCGAGAUUACGAGCAGAAAGUGCACCAGACCACAUGGUUGAUACUGGGAAGUCCCCUUCUUCACCUGUAGCUUCUGCCAAGCUUGGACUUCAGAUGAGUGAGAGCUGUCUUCCCUCAGAUGAUUUAGAACCAUCUAUCAAACAAAAUUCACAAGAAGUGGAAAUUCAACCAUUAGGCUCCUUAGAUAACAAAGAAACAGUGGUCUUGAGGGAAAAACCUCCAUCUGGGCGCCAAACACCUUUGAGGCACCAGUCAUACAUCUUGGCAGUAAAUGACCAAGAGACUGCAUCAGACACUACCUGUUGGUUGCCAAAUGAUGCACGCCGAGAGGUCCACAUAAAGAGAAUUGAGGAAAGGAAAGCAUCAAGUUCCAGCCCACCUGGUGAUUCCCUGGCAUCCAUUCCAUUUAUAGAUGAGCCAACCAGCCCAAGCAUUGAUCAUGAUAUUGCACACAUUCCUGCUUCAGCUGUCAUUUCGGCAUCCACCUCUCAUGUACCCACUAUAGCAACGAUUCCUCCCAGCCUUACAACUUCAGCCCCUUUAAUUCGCCGUCAGCUGUCACACGACCAUGGAUCUGUUGGGCCCAUCCUAGAUGGCCAGCGCAACUCAAAAACUGAGAGAUCAAAAUCAUAUGAUGAAGGCCUGGAUGAUUAUAGAGAAGAGGCCAAAGGGUCUUUUAAGCAUGUAUCUAGCUUGAAGGGAAUCAAGGUCUUAGACAGCCAAAAAUCUUCUGAAGACUCUGGGUCCAGAAAAGAUUCCUCUUCUGAGGUAUUUAGUGAUGCUGCCAAGGAAGGAUGGCUCCAUUUUCGACAGCUUGUCACUGAUAAGGGGAAGCGGGUUGGUGGGAGUAUUCGGCCAUGGAAACAGAUGUAUGUCGUCCUUCGGGGCCAUUCACUCUACUUGCACAAAGACAAAAGAGAACAGACAACUCCAUCAGAGGAAGAACAACCUAUCAGUGUAAAUGCUUGCUUGAUAGAUAUUUCCUACAGUGAAACCAAGAGGAAAAAUGUAUUCAGGCUUACCACCUCAGAUUGUGAAUACUUAUUUCAAGCUGAAGACAGAGAUGACAUGUUAGCCUGGAUCAAGACCAUCCAGGAAAGCAGCAACCUCAGUGAAGAGGAUACUGGAGUCACUAGCAGAGACCUAAUUAGCCGAAGGAUAAAGGAAUAUAAUAGUCUAAUGAGCAAAGCAGACCAGUUGCCAAAAACACCUCGCCAGAGUCUCAGUAUCAGGCAGACUUUGCUUGGUGCUAUAUCAGAACCAAAAUUUCAGAGUCCACACUCUCCCAAAGAAGAGUCAGAAAGAAAACUCCUCAGUAAAGAUGACACCAGUCCUCCAAAAGACAAAGGCACAUGGAGAAAAGGCAUCCCAAACAUCAUGAGGAAAACAUUUGAGAAAAAGCCAACUGCUGUAGGAACCUUUGGUGUCAGACUGGAUGACUGCCCCCCAGCUCACACCAAUCGGUAUAUUCCACUAAUAGUUGACAUAUGCUGCAAAUUAGUUGAAGAAAGAGGACUUGAAUAUACAGGUAUUUACAGAGUUCCUGGAAAUAAUGCUGCUAUCUCAAGUAUGCAAGAAGAACUCAACAAAGGAAUGGCUGAUAUUGAUAUACAGGAUGAUAAAUGGCGAGACUUGAAUGUCAUUAGUAGUCUGCUGAAAUCAUUCUUCAGAAAACUCCCUGAGCCUCUCUUCACAAAUGAUAAAUACGCAGACUUUAUUGAAGCAAAUCGAAAAGAAGAUCCCAUGGAGCGUCUUAAAACAUUAAAAAGACUGAUUCAUGAUUUGCCCGAACAUCAUUAUGAAACCCUUAAGUUUCUUUCUGCUCAUCUGAAGACAGUAGCAGAAAAUUCAGAAAAAAACAAGAUGGAACCAAGAAAUCUAGGCAUUGUUUUUGGCCCAACCCUUGUGCGACCGCCAGAAGAUAACAUGGCACAUAUGGUGACUCACAUGCCUGACCAGCACAAAAUUGUAGAAACCCUUAUCCAACAUCAUGACUGGUUUUUCCCAGAAGAAGGUGCAGAAGAGCCUCUUACAACAGUUCAGGAGGAAAACACUGUAAAAUCUCAGCCAGUGCCUAACAUAGAUCCUUUACUGACCGACAUUGGAAAGACGGGCGUAUCUCCUGGAGAUGUAGCAGAUUCAGCUCCUGGUGACUCAGCAGAAUCUAAGGGUUCUUGGGGAUCCGGAAAGGAUCAGUAUAGCAGGGAAUUGCUUGUAUCCUCCCUCUUUGCAGCGGCCAGUCGCAAGAGGAAAAAAACAAAAGAGAAAGCACAGCCAAGCAGCUCAGAGGAUGAGUUGGAUAACGUCUUUUUCAAGAAAGAAACUGCAGAACAACCUCGCAGUGAUAAUAGUAGUAAAGAGGACAGCAGAGGAGAGUCCAAAAGAGAGAAUGAUCCAAUGAGAAAGCAAAGAACUAGUGUUUCUAAGGAUAUUAGUAGCAAAAAAGACUCGCACGUGAGGAAAGAGGAAAAGCUGGCACCAAGGAAAGAGAAUGCGGCAUGUGGAGAGCCCUCGCUGCCCUCCAACUCAAAACAAAAAUCACCUACUCUCGGCUACCGUUUCACCGUGCUUAAAGAAGGCCCCCAGAUCUCCUCUCAGCUCCCAGACCCCUCUUCUGGCCUUGGUGCUUUACUUAGCACUCCCUCCCCACCAUCCUUGAUGAGAUUGCCUGCUAAGAAAUCGUGCAGUCCAGAAAUUAAAUGCAAUGAGUUCCUGGCCAGUGCCAGUUCGACCCCCUCAGACUACUCGGCCACUGCCUACCUGACCAGCCUCGAUGGCAGCCGGCUAAGCCCAGAGGUACAGUCAGUUGCUGAGAGCAAGGGAGAUGAGGCUGAUGAUGAGCAGAGUGAAUUGAUCAGCGAAGGGCGACCUGUGGAAACGGACAGUGAAAAUGAUUUUCCGGUUUUUGCCACAGGUUUUCUUUCGGAGAAAUUCUUUCGCGGUAAGAUCCAAGAAAUGGUGAAGACAGGCCGGAGAAACUCCGAAGGAAGUGAAUUAAGUUGUACUGAGGGAAGUUUAACACCAAGUUUAGACAGCCGGAGACAGCCAUUUAGUUCACAUAAGCUUAUUGAAUGUGAUACACUCUCCAGAAAAAAGUCAGCUCGGUUCAAGUCGGAGAGUGAAGGUGUAGGUGAUACCAAGGAUGAGAAAGAAUCAUCCUCUGUAAUUAAAGUAUUUGACAUGAAGAAGAAAGGAAAGUCAACAGGGAAUUUGCUGGUGCCAGCUAGAAGUGAAUCAGAAAAACAUGAACCCACUUGGAGAAUUAAAAUAACUGACCGGCUAAAACUGAGGCUCAAAGCAUCUGCAGAUGACAUGUUUGGGGUGGGAAGUCAGAAAAAUAGCUCUGCAGAGAGUACUAAAAGGAAAAACAUCAGAAGACGACACACCCUCGGAGGGCAAAGUGAUUUUGCAGAAAUCAGUGUUUUAAAUGCUUGGAAGGUUCCUGAACAGAGUGGAGAAAGAGAGUCUGAACUUUCUGCUGUGACUCGAUUAAAACCCAAAUGCCCAGCCCAAGACCUCUCCAUUUCAGACUGGCUCGCACGAGAACGCUUACGUACUAGCACGUCUGACUUGAACACAGGAGAACCCGGAGAGCAUAGACUGGAGAACACUAGUAAAACAGAAAUCUAUACAUCAGGUGGAGGCAGCUCCCCAAGCACCUUAAGUUUGACAAACAGACCCCUUUUUUCUAGACCAUCCCAAUCACCUGAACAAAUAAAUGGUGAAAGCUUCCAGAAUGUCAACCAAAAUGAUGCUCCUAUACCUGUUGCCAAUCCUCAAAAACCAUCCCUAACCCCAGGAACUAAAUCACAGUUUCAUCAGUGUCUCUAAACUGGAGGGAUGCGUCCACUACAGCAACUCAAAAGCUACUGUUACAUGUUCCAAUAACUCUGUAAAUAUGUUUCUGUACUAGAAUUGUUAUUAUGCAGCCUUCAUUUUGGGCUGGUUUCAUCAAUGUGCACUGUGGAAUGUCUUCGCUGUGCAUUUCUAUGGCCAGAAGAACAUAAAGUUCAGAAAAAAUAUAUAUCUAUAUAUUUUAAAAAUAUAUUGGAUAGUUGCAUACAAAUAAGCAAGGUAUUUGUUGCAACAUGCUAUGUAGUCUCUACAAGGUUUAUGACCAGAAAUUGAUGAGUAAAUCAGCUGGCAUUAGUACGCAGCAAAUUUGUUCUUUUGGUUUAGUCACUAACAAAAGUGCCUCAUCAUAACAAUUCAUUGGUUUUGUUAGGGUGCCAUAUUGUUAACUGCUAAAUUAGAAAACUUAAAAUGAACAGAUGAAAGCAUUUUAUUGGUAAUGUUUCAUUACAUAUUACUGAUUUUAACACAGGUGGAUACAGAGUUUCCAUUCCUUAGGCAUUCCAGUGGGAUCUCUGAGUUUUAUAUUCAAACUUUUAAUACAGUUUUUGAGUUUUGUGUGACUUGAAUUUUUAAUCUUUCUGUAAAAUAAGUAACUUAAAUGGACCUAUUAUAUGUGUAUCUUUUCUUCAGAUACCAUAUUUGUUAUAAAUGUUGUAACAUAGGCGUGUAGAUAGUGGAUCCUGGAUGGAACUGGCUUCUUUUAUGAAGAAUAUAAUUCUGCAUGAAGACUUAAUGAAUCCAAACCUGUGUCAUGCCUGUGUGCAUACCCAAUUAUACACUGGAAAUAAAAUUGUUUUGUUGAACUUUU